CUAUCAGCCUUUCAAGUUUUUUGAAAGCAAAGGAUUGAAAAAUGCUGACUUGUAAAAGUAUUUGUUACAGUCUUUAGAGAGUUGAUCUCUUAACACUUUCAGCAUUAUCUCAGUGGGUCCCUUUGUUUGACAGUGGAGGUUUUUUCCAGCCUUGGGGCAGUGUAACACAGUGGCCUUGGAGUUGAGAGAUACCUCUUUCCUUGUCCAGUGGGAGUAUGGGAGAUUGUAAAAGGGAAAGCCUUAGGAUCUAAACCACUAGGCAUAUUUUUGUAAGAAGUACUCGUAGAAGUUGGGGUCUGGAAUAUCCCUUAAAGUCAUCCGUCUGAUUUAUUCCCAGGAAGAUCUUUGUGUCCCUUUGUGAGGUUCAAAUGCCCUGGUUUACUCCCAGCAAAAAGCAUCAGAGCCUCUGAAUUAGGGUGUUGGGAACUGGGAGGUGGGAAUACAGGAUACUUUGUAAAAGUAGAAUUUAUAGUUCUUAGAAACUGAUUAGAUAAUGGAAGCCAGAAAGUUACUGUUAAAAAGGUAACUGAAGACUUCAUGUUUGAGAACUCAAGGUUAUUGGGGAGAAAGUCAUGAGGAAGAGCUGGUUUUUAUAAGAUUUGUUUGGACAGUUAAAUUUUCAGAACAAAUGUGACAUUGAGGUGGAGAUUCUAUGAAGUACUUGCAAAUAUGGAUCUGGGGGUCAUGGCAGGAGAACUCUGGAGGUAAUCUGCAUUUUGGUGUGGAUGACUACAGCUCAGAGUCUGAUGUGAUUAUUAUACCUUCAGCCCUGGACUUUGUCUCACAAGAUGAAAUGUUGACGCCACUGGGGAGACUGGACAAGUAUGCUGCAAGUGAGAACGUAUUUAACAGACAAAUGGUGGCCCGGAGUUUGCUGGACACGUUGAGGGAAGUCUGUGAUGAUGAAAGAGAUUGCAUUGCUGUUUUGGAAAGAAUUAGCAGAUUAGCUGACGAUUCAGAGCCAACUGUGAGAGCAGAGCUGAUGGAACAGGUGCCUCACAUUGCAUUGUUUUGUCAAGAAAACCGGCCUUCAAUCCCAUAUGCUUUUUCCAAAUACUUACUACCUAUUGUGGUUAGAUAUCUCGCAGAUCAGAAUAAUCAGGUAAGAAAAACAAGUCAGGCAGCUUUGCUGGCUCUGCUGGAGCAGGAGUUAAUUGAGCGAUUUGAUGUGGAGACCAAAGUGUGCCCUGUCCUCAUAGAGCUCACUGCCCCAGAUAGCAACGAUGAUGUGAAAACAGAAGCUGUGGCUAUAAUGUGCAAAAUGGCUCCCAUGGUUGGGAAGGACAUUACAGAGCGUCUUAUCCUCCCUAGGUUUUGUGAGAUGUGCUGUGAUUGCAGAAUGUUUCAUGUUCGAAAGGUCUGUGCUGCCAAUUUUGGAGAUAUUUGCAGCGUGGUUGGCCAGCAAGCUACUGAGGAGAUGUUGCUGCCCAGGUUUUUCCAGCUUUGUUCUGACAAUGUGUGGGGAGUCCGGAAGGCUUGUGCUGAAUGCUUCAUGGCGGUUUCCUGCGCAACAUGUCAAGAGAUCCGGCGGACUAAAUUGUCAGCACUGUUUAUUAAUUUGAUCAGUGAUCCUUCACGUUGGGUUCGCCAAGCAGCUUUUCAGUCUUUGGGACCUUUCAUAUCUACUUUUGCUAAUCCGUCUAGCUCAGGCCAGUAUUUUAAAGAAGAAAGCAAAAGCUCAGAAGAUACAUCAGUAGAAGACAAAAAUAGGAUCAGAGAUCAAGAAGUCCCAGAGGAUGUACAAAUCAGGCCAGAGGAUGUUUCUUCAGAUCCCAGUAUUAGUAAUUCCAGUGUCAAACUGGAAAACAUGGUGGAAGAACAUGCUGAAACAUCUAGGAAAUCUCCAGGUGAAAUAAGUGUUCCAAUGGACAGCUCUUUACUUUGUACUUUGUCCUCAGAAUCUCAUCAGGAAGCAGCUAGUAAUGAGAAUGAUAAAAAGCCCGCUAACUGCAAAUCUACAUUACGGCCAGAGGGUGGCACCAGCUCACCAGAUUCAGCUCUCUUAGAUCAGGAAUUGUACAACUCCUUCCAUUUCUGGAGGACUCCUCUUCCUGAAAUAGAUCUAGAUAUAGAGCUUGAGCAGGGCUCUGGGAAUAUACUCAGCCCAGAGAGACCAGAAGAAACACCUGAAGUCACCAUACCAGGUUCUUCAAAUAUCACUAUGGCCACCAGAAAGGAACUUGAAGAAAUGAUAGAAAAUCUAGAGCCGCAUAUUGAUGAUCCAGACGUUAAAGCGCAAGUGGACGUGCUGUCCGCCGCGCUGCGCGCUUCCAGCCUGGACGCCCGUGAGGAGGCCAGCGACGCCGAGAAGAGGAGUGAUGGGCAGGACGCGCUGGGUGCGAAUGAGCUGCCAAACUGUAAAACAACUCACGACGCCUCCGUGCCUUUAAUCAGCGAUGCCGUUGAGAAUAUGGACUCUGCCCUUCGCUAUAUUCAUAACGACUCGGACUUGAGCACCAACAGCAGUUUUAGCCCUGAUGAGGAGAGGAGAUCUAAAGUACAGGAUGUUGUGCCUCAGGCUCUGUUAGAUCAGUAUUUAUCUAUGACGGACCCCUCUCGUGCCCAGACGGUCGACACGGAGAUUGCUAAGCACUGUGCAUACAGCCUUCCCGGCGUGGCCCUGACGCUCGGCAGGCAGAACUGGCACUGCCUGAGAGAGACCUAUGAGACACUGGCGUCAGACAUGCAGUGGAAGGUUCGUAGGACGUUAGCCUUCUCCAUCCAUGAGCUGGCAGUUAUUCUCGGAGAUCAGCUGACGGCUGCAGAUCUGGUUCCGAUCUUCAAUGGAUUUUUGAAAGACCUCGACGAAGUCAGGAUAGGUGUCCUUAAACAUUUGCAUGAUUUUCUGAAGCUUCUUCAUAUUGACAAAAGAAGAGAAUAUCUUUAUCAACUUCAGGAGUUUUUGGUGACAGAUAAUAGUAGAAAUUGGCGCUUUCGAGCUGAAUUGGCUGAACAGCUGAUUUUGCUUCUAGAAUUAUAUAGUCCCAGAGAUGUUUAUGACUAUUUACGUCCCAUUGCUCUGAAUCUAUGUGCAGAUAAAGUUUCUUCUGUUCGUUGGAUUUCCUACAAGUUGGUCAGUGAGAUGGUGAAGAAGCUGCACGUGGCCACGCCACCCACGUUUGGAGUGGACCUCAUCAAUGAGCUUGUAGAAAACUUUGGUAGAUGUCCCAAGUGGUCUGGUCGGCAAGCCUUUGUCUUUGUCUGCCAGACUGUCAUUGAGGAUGAUUGCCUUCCCAUGGACCAGUUCGCUGUGCAUCUGAUGCCACAUUUGCUAACCUUGGCAAAUGAUAGGGUUCCAAACGUUCGAGUGCUACUUGCAAAGACAUUAAGACAGACCCUACUAGAGAAAGAAUAUUUCUUAACCUCUGCCAGCUGUCAUCAGGAGGCCGUAGAACAAACCAUCAUGGCUCUUCAGAUGGAUCGUGACAGUGACGUCAAGUAUUUUGCAAGCAUCCAUCCCGCCAGCACCAAAAUCUCUGAAGAUGCCAUGAGCACCGCUUCCUCAACCUACUAGAAAGCUUGAACCUCGGUGUCCUCCUGCUUCCUAGGGAGCCACAGGCUGACAGGCGCUCCACACGUGUGUGAUCUGGGACAGCCUCUGGGAGGAGGAGAGACCUCCCUCUCUUGCAGACUUAAUUGCAGGUGCAAGUUGCCUACACUGAUACCAGGGAUUUUAAGAGUCAAGAGAAAGUACAGUAAACACUAUUAUCUUAUCUUGACUUUAAGGGAAAAUAAUUUCUCAGAGGAUUAUAAUUGUCACCGAAGCCUUAAAUCCUUCCGUCUUCCUGACUGAAUGAAACUUGAAUUGGCAGAGCAUUUUCCUUAUGGAAGGGAGGAGAUUCCCAGAGACCUGCAUUGCUUUCUCCUGGUUUUAUUUAAAUAGGUGGAGUGGCAGCCAGAAGGCGGCUGUGAGCCGGGAUGCGAAAGAGACCUUCAGUAUUAGCCCUGUUUCCACGCAGGCAAGGACCUGUCGGUUCUGUGGCCCUCUGCCCAGUCCGCCCUAAGUGUGAAUAGUUUUUGACGUGUGUAAAUGGGAAAGGAGAUUUUUCGGGGGUUUCUCCUAAGGGCUUGAUGCUAACACUAAAGUAGAAUCCGAUUUUAACUCUUAAAUGCAGCAUAUUGCUGUGCACAUUUACAGAACGUUGGCCAAGUAUCUGUGUCCUGAUUUUCUUCAUGCUGGUCAUGACCUGAAGGAGUUUAUUGGCACGUGUGCUGUGUGUCAGGUGUUUUUACCUUGAUCACGACCGGCUGUGAGGUGCGGCUUUCCUUCACGCGCUGCACACGCCUGUAACCACUCUGGGGAGUGCUGCCGUCUUUAAUCAUGCUGUUUAACCUGUUGUGGCACAAGUUCUCUUGUCCAAAUAAAAUUUAUUAAUGAGAUCUAUAGAGAAAGAUGUAUACACUUCCGAUUGUUUUCUAGGUGUCUGCAAAUCCAAUCUGUGACCUGUAGCAAUGAUUUAGUAUAAAGUGGGGAAACUAGAUUAAAAUAUUUGUCUUUUAA
Molecule: messenger RNA, 4501 nt
Organism: Acinonyx jubatus (cheetah)
Lineage: Eukaryota; Metazoa; Chordata; Mammalia; Carnivora; Felidae
Gene: PPP4R1
Product: protein phosphatase 4 regulatory subunit 1
Exons: 19
Coding region: 653-3514 (953 amino acids)
Biological process (GO): protein dephosphorylation
Molecular function (GO): protein binding; protein phosphatase regulator activity
Source: RefSeq, a predicted model, not a curated record